Didymodactylos carnosus is the source of this 1365-nucleotide messenger RNA. Lineage: Eukaryota; Metazoa; Rotifera; Eurotatoria; Philodinida; Philodinidae. The record is from the annotation of a GenBank genome assembly.
UUUGUAGAAUGAUGGUUGAUAGACAGAAAAGUAGCUGUUUAUAUAGGAAUUUGUUCAUGCAGACGGAAAAAUAAGAGAGGAAAGAAAUGUUUUAUUUUUGAUUGUUUAUUGAAAGAGAGAGUGAAAAUUUUGUGAAAUCCUUUAUUACAAGUGAAAAUUUUUGUUCGUGAUCAAAACUGGACCCCUGCCAAAAUUGUAAAUUAAUUAUUUCAUACAUAACACAACUAAAAGUUCAUUUUCCAAGAAAACCGACUUACCCGUAAUACUCCAAGCGAGGACGAAACUAGUCAUGUAAUUCUUUCAAUCUAAAAAUUUCUUAAUAAUAAUAGUUUAUAUUUUAUAAUAAAAUUAAGUAUCUUGUACUGAUCUUUGGAUCAUUUUGUACUAAUACCUGCCACUUGAUAAUUAAUAUCAGAAAUUGUGAAAUACAACGGUAUCGUGGUUACUUGUCACACACUAUUUUAUGUAAAAAAUUUGGAAGUGUUGGCAAUUACAAAUAAUAUUUCAUUACUUACAUGAUUACAUAUAACAACGAAAUACAAGACUGAGUGGUCAUUUCGGCGAAGCCGAUCUGCGCGACUUUAAGCAAUUUUAUGGACCGGACGAUCUUUCCUAAAUUCAUUUUCUUUAUCACAUUUAGAUGUUGUACAGAAUUAGAACCAAACAUUUCUCAAAGAGAAAAUUGGAAGAGGAUGAACGACUUCGUCGGACAUUACCGAAAUUUAAACUACCCGUUGUGGACCGAGUAGUUGGCCAGACAGACAGUUAACAACAGUUGACACGAAGAGUACCAUCAUUUACAAAGCAGCCAGUGAGAUAUUACCUUAAUGAUGCAACACCACAUAGAUUUAUUGAUGAUUUGAUGGGUAUUGUCAAAAAACCGAGCAUUAUGUUAUAGAUACCGAAACAGACAUUGACACACAAGCACCAGCUUUAAUCCAGCUUCUUCUAAUUCCACACGAAAUAAGAGCAUCAUCGGCAUUAGUUAUUAUUUUGAUAGAAACUCAAUUCUUGCCGCCAAAACGUUCGACACGACGCCAACGAAUUCAGGAAUUGUGUUCAAAGAUAUUCCAGCCAACUCAUUUAUUUUAUGGGUGGGGAGAACUCGAUGACGAACUGAUGAAAUUCAGUGAAUUUGAAUUAUUUAAAUCAUCAGAUAUCAUGUAUGCAGAGAAUGUACAACAAAUAUUUAGACGAAUGUACAACGCCAAUCAUCCCCAUGAUUAUAAUUGUCAAGCCCGAUGGGAAGCGGAAGAUGGUUGUUUGUUAACGACCGCUGCACCCUAUGAUAUGGAAUCAGACGACCAUCCUGAUUGCACAUGUCCUGAUCGUCCAUACAAAGACCCAAGACAGCCAAAUAGCUGA